AUGGAUCGCAACACUUCCUCAACUACCGAUUUUGGCGGCUCCUCUAGCACUUUUCAUCCUCUACUCCAAAAGCCUCCCGGAACGGACGCCUCUCGUUCAGUGAAUUUGAAUGCAAUCCCUGAUACUGCUGUUUCGACUCAUCAUCCGGCAAGUGUGCCAAACCGGACCAAAGAAUCUUCGAACGGGAGGAGUAGACAGAAAGAAAAGCAGUCUCGCCCCAGAGCACUCGGUCCGUACGCCAGGACCACUGAAGCUCGUCAUACAUCUUCAGAGAGCAAUCGCUUAUCAAAGACGACAAGGAAGAAAGGACGUUCUGACUCGGGUUUAGUUCCUAAGGAGGGGCAGACUGUGUCACAGCCUGCCACCGUGGAUCCCGUGGAGAUAUCAGAUGAAGCUCGACGACAAGCCAGCGCGUUCCUGGCUCAAUUCUUUGAGGACGUGGAGGGGACAAAGACACCAGAUCCGAGUCCGUUGGAUGAGGAGGCGGAGGAGGGACCGAUACGUAUCUCGGUGGGUCAGAGAGGAUUGAACGUACCACUCCUUAUUGUCUUCGUGGUGAAGUUGAUACUUUCGUUCCCGACAGUUCGGAUUGAACGUACCACUCCUUAUUGUCUUCGUGGUGAAGUUGAUACUUUCGUUCCCGACAGUUCGGACGAUAAACAACUUGGUCGACAGACUAGUGGACGUCGUCCCAACCGCGGUAAUGCCUCGGGGGAAAAGUGGACACGAGAAGAGAUGUAUCCUCAACGAUGGAGAGCGUCCGGUGCAAAUGGGUACAGUGUGAGGUAUCCAGACUUUUACGGUGAUACAAGCCAAGGAGAGAAUCCCACUUCGCGUAGGAACACCAAGACGACGUUGAAUGGCGUAACAAACACAAUGAGUCGGAUUGAAGAACAAACUGUGGCUAACCAGUGCGCUGAUGUUUUCUUGAAGGGUCUGGAGGAGGCGUGGGCUAAGGAGGAAGCGAACAAGACAAUUGUUCAUCGCGACCUCGAGGAGGGAGAGGUGCCGGAGGUAUAG
This is a messenger RNA of Tremella mesenterica DSM 1558, 1020 nucleotides long. RefSeq lists its product as uncharacterized. The coding region runs from base 1 to 1020 and encodes 339 amino acids. The record is from RefSeq and is a predicted model, not a curated record. Lineage: Eukaryota; Fungi; Basidiomycota; Tremellomycetes; Tremellales; Tremellaceae. The transcript has 2 exons.